Helobdella robusta is the source of this 1494-nucleotide messenger RNA. RefSeq lists its product as hypothetical. Gene Ontology annotation, molecular function: protein kinase activity; peptide receptor activity; ATP binding. The transcript has 13 exons. Gene Ontology annotation, biological process: protein phosphorylation; receptor guanylyl cyclase signaling pathway; cGMP biosynthetic process. The annotation marks the transcript as partial. NCBI's taxonomy places the organism in Eukaryota, Metazoa, Annelida, Clitellata, Rhynchobdellida, Glossiphoniidae. The record is from RefSeq and is a predicted model, not a curated record.
GGUGGAGGACAGUUGUUCUCAUCGGUGGGCAUUUACAGGGGUGUCCUAGUGGCCAUCAAGAAACUUAAGAAGGAACACGUUCAGAUAACCAGGGACAUCCUUAUGGAAUUUAAUCAAAUGCGCGACAUAGCCCACGAGAACUUGAACGUCUUCGCAGGCGCCUGCAUCGAACCGCCUAACAUCGCCGUCUUCUGGUACUACUGUCCCAAAGGAAGUCUCAAUCAGGAUGUUUUGGAGAACGAAGCCAUAAAGUUGGACAACACUUUUAAGUUGAGUUUCAUGUUGGACAUCAGCAAAGGGAUGCACUACUUGCAUUCCAGCCACCUAUCAUCACACGGCAACCUCAAGAGCAGCAACUGUCUUAUUGACUCCCGGUGGACGCUUAAGAUAACGGAUUAUGGACUGGCGAGUUUCCUGGCAGGACAAAGUUUCUACGAAGCAGAGAUGGACAUGUACAAAAAAAAGCUAUGGACAGCGCCUGAAAUUUUGAGAGAAAAUAUUCCGCCGUUGAAGGGUACGCAGAAAGGCGAUGUUUUCAGCUGUGCAAUCGUUUAUUUUGAGAUCAUAACGAGAGCAGAGCCCUACAACUUCGACAACAUCACCCCCAGAGAUGUAAUCUGUCGAGUGAGGAACGGCGAGAGCAUUGCAUACAGACCAGCACUGCCGGAAACAAGUGAAAUGGGCAGGCAAAUCCUGGACCUCAUUCGAUCCAUGUGGAAUGAAAACCCGGAUCUGAGGCCAACUUUUCAUUUUGUGAAGUCGGCGGUCAGCAAGAUAUCUGACGGAGACAGCAUCAGCAUUCUGGACACCGUGAUGAAGAUGAUGGAGAAGUACGCUCAAAACUUGGAAGAAAGUGUUGAAGAAAGAACCCGCCAACUUCUAGAGGAGAAGAAAAAAACAGACGAACUGCUCUACAAGCUCUUGCCAGUGAGUGUGGCAGAGCAGUUGAAAGUUGGAAAGUUUGUGCAGCCUGAAAACUAUGAACAAUCAACUAUUUACUUCUCUGACAUUGUUGGCUUUACAAGCAUAUCAGCUGACAGCAGUCCUAUGCAGAUUGUGGACUUCCUGAACGACCUGUACAGUUGUUUUGAUGACGUCAUAUCCACGCAUGACGUGUACAAGGUUGAAACGAUCGGAGACGCAUACAUGGUGGUGAGUGGCGUGCCCAGCAAGAACGGCAACAAGCACGUUGCGGAGAUUGCAAAUGUCUCGUUGGACCUGCUCAGCGCCGUUAUGUCCUUCAAAAUCAGACAUCGACCUCAUCAUCAACUCCAGCUGAGAAUUGGUUUAAAUUCAGGAGCAGUGGUGGCGGGUGUGGUGGGCAACAUCAUGCCCAGGUACUGCUUGUUCGGAGACACCGUCAACAUGGCCGCCAAGAUGGAGUCCAGUGGCAAACCUCUGCGCAUCCACCUGAGUCGCACAACCUACGUGGCUCUCAAAGCAUUCAAAGAUUACAAGAUAACUCCAAGAGGAGAGAUGAACAUUAAGGUUUAG